AUGAGGCUUGGUUGUUAUACCCCUACACCCGUGGCAGUUUGGUUGCUUAAACCCCUCCGACCCCUCGCACCUUGUCCCUCUUGUCCCUUCCCGUUGGCAUGCUUGCUUCCCCAUUCCCCUUCUUCAUUGUCGACUGAUUCCAUUCUGCGCGUCGCGGCCCCCCGCGGCAGCAACCUCAUCGAGGUGAGGGGGGAGGGGGGUGGGUGGGGGGAGGAGGGAGGGGUGGAGGAGUGGAGGAGUUAUCAGGCGCCUCAGAAGGCGGGUGCACUGGGCGAGCGUGUGAGUGUGGGGGAGGGCGAGCGUGUGAGUGUGGGGGAGGGCGAGCGUGUGAGCGUGGGGGAGGGCGAGCGUGUGAAUGUGGGGGAGGGCGAGCGUGUGAGCGUGGGGGAGGGCGAGCGUGUGAGUGUGGGGGAGGGCGAGCGUGUGAGCGUGGGGGAGGGCGAGCGUGUGAGUGUGGGGGAGGGCGAGCAGAUUGUGCGCGUUGUGGCUUCCCACGGCAGCAACCUCAUCGAGGUGACAUGA
Closterium sp. NIES-65 is the source of this 522-nucleotide messenger RNA. NCBI's taxonomy places the organism in Eukaryota, Viridiplantae, Streptophyta, Zygnematophyceae, Desmidiales, Closteriaceae. The record is from the annotation of a GenBank genome assembly.